Molecule: messenger RNA, 1753 nt
Organism: Cinara cedri
Lineage: Eukaryota; Metazoa; Arthropoda; Insecta; Hemiptera; Aphididae
Source: the annotation of a GenBank genome assembly
AUGUGUCAAAGAAGGCUUAAUGGCUUGGCUAUUUUGUCAAUGGAAAAAGAAGCAGCAAAGAGGGUGGAUUUUGAUGCAAUUAUAAAGGAAUUCGCUGAAGCUAAAGUGCGCAGGCAGAAAAUGAAUGGAUUGUUUGAAAAGUUUAUGAUUUCUUUUUUAAAUUGUUACCUAAAUACAAGUUCACUCUUUCAUGGCUUAUAAAUUGUUUUCAAUUAAAUAAAUAAAUUUCAUCUCUGAUAUUAUUUUUAAAACCGUUUUUUUUUUUUUUAUAGUUUAUUGUUGUCUGGAGAGGGCCUCAAAUUAUUUCCGCCCCGAGCCUACAGAGGCGUAAUGACGCCACUGGCCAUUUAUAAUGUGUGACUGAUGAAAACGAUUUUUAUUAGAUAAAAAUGGCAUAGAAGAAUUAAUAUAAUAAAAUAGAGAAUUACAGUUGCAAGAAUAAAAAACUAUUAUCAUUUCUAUUAUUAUCACAAUUGUAAAUAGGUAGGUACGAUAAAUGAUAAUACGAAACAUGUUCUUCCUUUUAUCCAUCGUCGGUAAGACGUGUUAUCGAGGGGUUUAACGAAUAUAUUUCGUUAGGCUAACGAAUAUUGAAUAUCUGUGAUACAGAAUCGCUUUUAUCGACAAUGUCCGAUAAGAUCAUUUUCGAUAGCCCAGUGAAAGUAUUAGACUCUAAUACUUUAAUAAUUAAAGGAACCACUAUUUCAAAUUUCAAGUACGUUGUGUAGUUUUUGAGAUAUAGCGACCAAUGAGUCAGUGUUAUUUGGAUUUUACAUACAUAUAGAUAAUCCACAUAAUAUUAAUAUAAUAUUGAUAAUCUCAAUAGAUUGAAUAAUUUUUUUUACACGCUUUUCGAUGUUUACUGUCGAACAUUCUUAACCUCAAAAUACAUCCAACCUGCAGCGUUUUUGCGGCAACCAUAGAUGUACAUAUGUAGCGACUACGCGGGAAACGUUUUAUUUCCCUUUACGGAAAUAUUGUAAUAAGCGGGAGAAUAGGAAGUUGUCCGGCCUUAUCUUCUGAGACUGAGAUAAGAUCCGUGCUCGGAGAGUAGACAAAUUUUUAUCAGACGAGUAGAGUCGAGUAUCUCAUCAUUGAACACCAAUCGUCUCUAAAUAUAUUAAUUUUCUAAUUUCGUGUAUAUUAUUCUUAAUAAUUAAUAUGUCAAUGUGGGUUAUUGUUUAUACUGUGAAUUUAACGAGUAAAAUCGUAACACUCGGUGCAUAAUAUAACAAAUUUAUUAUUCAAUUAGAAAGUAACUCAAAUAUUUUAAUUUAAGUAAUAUGUUAAUUUACAUUAUUUAAUGCCGGAGAAUAAUUUUAAUAUCAUUGUAAUACAUUUCCAGUUAUUUUACGGCCUAUAGCAACCGUAACAUAAUUUCAAGUAAAUAGAAAUAAUUCAACUUUCUAUUAGUAAUCUUGACUGUCAAUUUUGGGAGGUUUGGUAAUCACUGAUACUCGUGAUACUUGUCUGAUAAAAACUACUAUUGUCUGAUGCCUGCAGAAUGAACAAAUACUGAAGGAAAAUAAUUGUUCAAGAAUAUGUACCCACAAAUGAAAAUGAUACUAAUGUUACUAAUUUUUAUAAAAUGUUCAAACAUUUUAGAUUGUCAACAAAUUCACCACCGUCAUUUUUCGAACUCGGUUCUUAUCAUUUUCGAAUAAGUGUCAUUCACUAGAUCAUAUCAUAGAUAAUGAUAUGAUAUUUUUGAUACCAAUUAAUUUAUGGGUUAUAUUGUAUGGUUUCAGUGUAG